This is a messenger RNA of Didymodactylos carnosus, 882 nucleotides long. The record is from the annotation of a GenBank genome assembly. Lineage: Eukaryota; Metazoa; Rotifera; Eurotatoria; Philodinida; Philodinidae.
AUGAUACAAGUUCGUUAUGAAUAUUAUCGUGAUAAUGAUAAAAAAGAAAAUGGUAAUAUUAAUGAAUUUAGAUUGGAUCAAAUUACUUCUGAUAAUGUAAUAUGUUGGUAUACACGACCGUGUUUUUGCUAUCGUUUGAUAAAUAAAACUCUCUUUACACAAGUUCCUGAUUGUUUGUUUACAUUUCGAUAUAUUAUCACCAAUAUUCAUAAACAAUUAGACAUUUUAUAUAAGCAGAAUCGUAAUGACACAUUAACACCAAACACCAAUAGUUUUAUAUCGAAAGCUGAACAAGUAGCAAAUAUUUACUGUAGUCGUGAUCAGCAAAACAGAUAUGAACCCUCUUUUUUUAAAUUAAAUAUUGGUAUUGAUAGUCAAGUACCUUAUGCUUCGAUCCAAGAGCACAGUGUAAUUCCAGAUGAAGAUGAAGUCUUAUUUUCUGUUGAUACAGUAUGGCGAAUAAAAUCUGUGAAUCAAGGUGAAGAUAAAGUAUGGAAUAUUGUAUUAGAUUUAGUGGCAGAUCAAUGUUGUAUUGAGCUGGCAAAUUAUCUAAAAGAACAGUUGGGUGAAGAGACAACAUUGUUAACAUUCGGUAAUCUCUUAAGUGAAUUAGGUGAAUAUGAAAAAGCUAUUCGUUAUUAUAAGAUUCUCUUGAAGAAGCUAUCUGCUGAUGAUAAUGAACGUAGUACAAUUUAUAAUAAACUUAGUUAUUUACGGUAUGAACAGGGUGAAUAUUCAUUGGCUGAAGAGUAUUAUCGGUUAGCGAUAAGUUAUUUGAAAGAUAAAGAAGAUGAGCACAUAAAAAUUAACGAUAAUCCAUUCGACUUGAUUGAUGUACAGGGUUGCGAGAAAUGUUUUGCCCGGGGGGUACAGCUCCAAUGA